AUGGAGGUGGUGACUGGGGCACUACCACGUUUCCUCCCCAUGCUCACUGAUCUGCUCGUCAGUGGAUACAAAUUGCAAAAGAGUGUGAAGAGUGGGAUCAUGUUCCUCCAAGUUGAGCUCGAGAGCAUGCAGGGCGCCAUUGAGAAGAUCUCGGAGAUGCCGCCAGAGCAACUUGACAAACAAGACAAGAUUUGGGCUAGAGAUGUGAGAGAGCUGUCCUACGACAUUGAGGACUGUAUAGAUGCACUGAUGACAGUUUCCAUAGUUGGCUUCGGGGGGCUGGGGAAGACAACUCUUGCUAAAGCAGUAUAUGAAAAGAUUGGUGCACAAUUUGAUUGCCGGGCUUUUGUUUCCAUCUCUCAAACUCCUGACAUGGUGAAACUAUUUCGGAGCCUGCUCUAUGAACUUAGCAUCCGAAUCAAUGAUGAAGAAAUGAAUGAGAAGUGGCUUAUUAAUAAACUUCGUGAAUUCCUUCAAGAGAAGAGGUAUUUCAUUGUUUUUGAUGAUAUAUGGGAUAUCUCAGUUUGGAAAGUUAUUAAAUGUGCUUUGCCUGAUAUGAAGAAAAACAACAACAAUGAUAACAAACAAUACCUGGCCGAGGAGCUGGCCGAAGUAUCACAUACAAUGCUAAAGAAAUGUGCCGGUGUACCAUUAGCUAUUAUUUCAAUAGCUAGUCUGCUACGUAGUAAAGGAAGGAGUAAAACGGAGUGGUGUAACGUGUGCAACUCCAUUGGUACAGGACUCGAGGAUAGCCUCGAUGUGAAGAAUAUGAGAAAGAUUUUGUCAUUUAGCUAUUAUGAUCUGCCAUACCAUCUAAGGACAUGUUUAUUAUAUUUAAGUGUGUUUCCAGAGGACUAUAAAAUUAGCAAAGACCGUCUGAUAAAAAUGUGGAUAGCUGAAGGUUUUAUCCGAUGUGAGAAACAAAAGAAGCGAGGCCUCUUUGAACUUGGAGAGAGUUACUUCCACGAGCUCAUAAACAGAAGUAUGAUUCAACCUGUGUACACCAAGUACUCUACGGUGAUUGAACAAUGUUGCCUACAUGAUAUGGUGCUUGACCUGAUCCGUUCCUUGUCAAGCGAAGAAAAUUUUAUUGAUAUAUUGAAUGAUGUGGAUCUCAAAUCUCCAUCACAUAAGGCUCGGAGGUUAUGCGCUCAGUAUGGCAAGGUGGAUCUUGCUACAACUCAGGCUACUAGGAGCUUGCAUCAAGUAAGGUCACUUGUUUUCGUUCACUCUACUCUUGGCAAGAUGCCAUCCCUUGGGAAAUUCAGAGUUUUACGUGUACUGGAUCUACCAGGUUGUGACCUUUCACAAGAGUGCAGCCUUAAGUACCUUGGGAAAUUACGGCACUUGAGGUACCUGGGACUAAGAUGUACACGCAUUGCUGAGCUCCCCAAAGCAAUAAAGAACCUUGUAUUUCUACAAACAUUGGAUGUUACUGCCAAUCACAAUCUUCGUAGAUUGCCAACCGAGGUUGUUAAGCUAAGGAAUUUGACAUCCUUACACUUCGACAGGUGGAUAGAAGUGCCAGAAAGGAUUGGGAAACUAACAUCCCUUGAACAGCUUUCAAGGUUUGGCAUCAACGACUCUGGAAACAAUAUUAAAGAGCUGGGCCGUUUAACUGAACUAAGGGAGCUGUGUAUUGUCUGUCAUACACAAUGGAACGACUGCUUGGAGAAAUCUCUGGUGGAGUCCCUGAGCAAGCUGCAAAAAAUACAGACUCUGUCCUUUCAGAUAUCAGACGGUAGAGGCAACUUAAGUGCCUGGGUUGCACCUCGACAUCUCCGUAAAUUGGACCUAACUGGUUGCUGGUUUUCUAAUCUGCCGGCUUGGAUGAAUCACAAGUUUCUUCUAGAUGUUGCCUUCCUAUGCAUCAGUGUGAGAAAAUUGCAGCAGCAAGAUCUCGAAAUCCUGGGGACGUUACCGGCUCUCCACUAUCUGAAUCUGAAAGUGGACCAUGGUAAUCUCAUAAUCCAUCGGGGAUUUUUCAUUGGUGCUUAUUCAUUCCCAUGCCUUGUACAGUGUUUGUUGCGGGAAUUUGGAGGGCCUGUGGUGUUCAAGCAAGGAGCUAUGCCACGGCUCACAAGUCUUGAGCUCACCUUCCCUAUGUGCACGUCUAGAGAAAUCAUUGAUAUGGGCCUGGGGAACCUGUCAACACUUCAGAACAUUGCUAUUUGCUUCAACAAUGUUAAAACUAGCAAGAUUGACGCAGAGGAUACGCUGAUGCAUGUGACUGAAAUCCAUCCCAAUCGUCCCACCAUCGAGAUCAACUACCAACGGCGAUGCAGGUGGACAAGCUAG
Molecule: messenger RNA, 2298 nt
Organism: Miscanthus lutarioriparius
Lineage: Eukaryota; Viridiplantae; Streptophyta; Magnoliopsida; Poales; Poaceae
Source: the annotation of a GenBank genome assembly